Messenger RNA from Panicum hallii, 669 nucleotides. RefSeq lists its product as uncharacterized. The record is from RefSeq and is a predicted model, not a curated record. The transcript has a single exon. NCBI's taxonomy places the organism in Eukaryota, Viridiplantae, Streptophyta, Magnoliopsida, Poales, Poaceae. The coding region runs from base 119 to 370 and encodes 83 amino acids.
CCCGAUCCCCAAAACAAGCAGCGCCCCCACCCCCACAGAGCAGUUUCCAAUCCCAUCCUCCUCCUCCUCUCUCUCUCUCUCUCUCUCUCUUGAGCAGCCAGCGAUCGAAGCAGCAGCCAUGGACGGCGCCAAGAAGGGCCGGAACCCGCACAAGGCCUCCGCGGACUACCGCAGCGACCGCAAGUCGGCCUCCGGCAUGAGCGGCGACCCCAAGAAGGGCGGCCGCGGCGGCAAGUUCACCUGGGAGGGCGCCGACGGCUACGCCGACGAGGACCUCGACCUCAUCUCCAACUCCAAGAACAACGGCGCCCGCGCCGCCAAGGGAGGCGCCAACGCCGUCAAGAAGGAGGAGGACGACGACGACGAGUAGGACCCCGGCCCCGGCCUCCGCCCGCCCGGUCCGAUCGGUCGCCAGCAAGCAAGUGUGAUUCCAGUCUCUAUUCGGUUCUCGUGUUGAAUAAUCAUGUGGGUUUAGGUGUCGUAUUCGCGAGUUUGUAAGCUGCUACUAGCAGAGAGCCGGUGGGCGAUCGACGGGCCGAGCAGGGUCUGUAGAUAUCAUCUCACAUCAUCUGUCCUUGACUUGUUUCUGAAUUCUCAGUUCUUGGAUGGGCUAAUUUCAUUUGCAAAAUCGUUAGCCGAAUUGCGUCUGUGGCGCUUGUUUGCUCGGAA